UCAGUUCAUAAAGCUAAUGAGAUGAAGAUCUUGGUAGUAUUUAUAAUUUUUUCAAUUUCCCAAGUUCUUACAAAUCCUGUUGGUGGUAACGAAGAUGAACCAGAAGUACAGCAAACAAGUGAACAUAGUCAUCCAUAUGGAGGACCAAUUAAUCUCAUGAAAUUUGAUGAACAUGAAAAUGUGAUAAUUGAUGAAGAUUCAUUAGAAAGAACAUUCAAUCAUCCUUUAGUUAAAGAUCGUAAAAUUGUGGCUGUCUCAAUCAUCGGAGCGUUUAGGAAAGGAAAAUCAUUUUUGAUGGAUUAUGCAUUGAGAUAUAUGUAUGCGAAUUACAAAUCAGUAGCAUUUCCCGAUAAUCCUCUAACAAGUAAAACUAAUUGGGUUGGAAAUCUAGAAGAGCCUUUAACUGGAUUUACAUGGCGUGGUGGUGCUUCAAGAGACACAACUGGAGUUGUAUUAUGGUCGGAUGUGUUUUUAGAUGAACAAAAAGAUCCAAAGACCAAGAAAAUUGAGAAACUUGCUAUAAUUUUGAUGGAUACUCAGGGACUUUUUGACACAAAAACCUCAGCGACCGAUAAUUCAAGAAUUUUUGCACUUGGAACACUAAUUUCAUCUGUACAAAUUUUCAAUCUGAAUGAUGUUAUUCAAGAGAAUCAGUUAGAGUAUCUUCAUAUGGCCACAGACUUCGCCAAAUUCGCGAUGAAACAACAUAAAAAGUAUAGCAAAGGAUCUAAAAACUACAAACCAUUCCAGACUUUAAUAUUUCUAAUGAGAGACUGGCAAAAUGUUGUUGACUUUGAGUACGGAAAUCAAGGAGGAGCAGAAUAUCUAGCACAAGUUUUAAAUAUUGAUCCUAAGCAGCCAAAAACACUCCAAGAUGUCCGAAAAUAUAUUAAAGAAUCAUUCGAUCAAAGAUUGUGUUUCUUAAUGCCUCAUCCAGGCUUUGAAGUUGUCAAUAACAACAACUAUGAUGGACGAUUUAGUGCUUUAAGUGAGGACUUUCAAACUCAACUUAAAGACUUUCUCUAUUCACUUUUACAGCCAAAGAAUCUUAAGAAAAAGAAAAUUUUAAACAAUGAAGUUGUCGGUACUGAAUAUCUUGAAUAUUUAAAGGUGUAUUUUGAAGCUUUCCAAUCAAAUGAAAUUCCAAAAAUUGAUACUUUACAUGGAAUUACUGUUCGCAAGCAAUACGAUAUAGUUAUGACGGAAGCUUUUAUAGAAUAUCAAAAUAUACUUGGUGGAAUUACAAUUGACAUUCAGAUUGGUGAUCAAUGGAAGGAAAAGAAUGUUCUUGAACAGGAAAUGAAUCAAAUACACCAAAAUGCGAAGCAAAAUGCUAUCAAAAUAUUUAAGGAUAAGAAAAAGCUUGGAAGUGAAGCAGAUGAAAAGAAAUAUGAAGAUGAAUUGAGAGCUAAACUUGAGACAAAAUUCAAUGAAUGGAAAGCCUUCAAUUUCAAUAAAUAUCAAGAAUUAAAAACUGUUGACGAAGCUAACAAGAUUAAACUUAGUGAAAUGAAAAACGAGACUGAUAUAAAAAUCCAGCAAGAGCAAGAAUUGGCAAGAAUAGAACGUGAAAAAUUGGAAAGAGAGCAUCAAGAAAAAACUAAUAUACUUGAAGGAACUAUCCAAGAGGUAAGAAAUAAAACGACUGAAGAAAUCAAAAUAUUGCAGGCAGAAUUCAAUAAAACACAAAUUGAAGCUGAAAGACAAAGGCAAUUGCUUUUGGAUCAGCUAGAAAAUGAAAAAUUACAAAUUAAGAAAAAGGCAAAGGAUGCUGAGAUACAAUUAAAAAAUCAGCUAGACAGCAUGCAACAAGAAAUGAGGAAAAAGGAAGAAUUAAUAAAAAAAGAAAUAGAAGAUAAAAAAGAAGAGAAAAUUGAAAUGCUUAGAAUUAAGGCGGAAGAAAGGAAAAUGGAACUUGAACGUCAGACGAUAAUUGAAGCAAACCGAGCACAAAUUAUGGCAGCACAAAGGGAGGCUGAAAAAGAACGAAUACAAGAAGAAAGAAGUAUUAGGAAACAAGCCGAAAUACAAAAAAGAGAAGAACGUAAAAGGGCUGACCGUGAGCAAAGGGAAGCUUUUCAGUUAUUCCAACAACAAAUCGCAGAAUCAAGAAUUCAAGCUCAAAGAGAAGAGAGAGAAGCUCGCGAACGAAGUGACAGGCAGAUGCAAAUGAUAAUGGCGAAUGCAAAUGCAAAACCUAAAGAAGAUUCAGGCACUGGAACUAUUUGGGCUGUUGUUGGUGGAAUUGCGGCUGCAUCACUUUUUCUUGGAUGAAUUUCAAAAAAAAAAAAAAAUUAAAAGACUCUAAAGAUUCAAUAAAUUUCAGAAAUCAAAAUUAUUGUCACAACUUUAUCUUCUUAAAAGUCUGUUAAAUGAUCGUUAAGAAAGCUUAUCAGGAUAAUUUAAUAUCUAAACUGUAACUUCGCUUAUCCAAAGGAAAUAUUUGUUUUGGUUAAUAAAGAAAACUUUUUAUAACGGA
Chironomus riparius is the source of this 2479-nucleotide messenger RNA. The record is from the annotation of a GenBank genome assembly. NCBI's taxonomy places the organism in Eukaryota, Metazoa, Arthropoda, Insecta, Diptera, Chironomidae.